GCAAACAGAAGGAGAACAAAGCGAUAAUAGAAACGCUGCCCCUAGACUGUGUGAAGAACGAUACAAUCAGAACAUUAUCAAUAUUCGUUGUAAAGUACUUUAGACCGUGCAUAGGAUAAGAUGGUGAAAGAACUCUACGAACUUUUAUUUAACACCACUGUGGUCAGAGCAGUUUGUUGACGCUUAAUAGUUAAUGUUGGUCUGUGUUCACCAUGCCUCCCUUAGCGCGUGACCAAGGUACCAGUUUGCUGUCAGAUCACGAUAGUGCAGGAGACUGCAUGAGCCAGGUAAAAUGUGUUUUGAUCGGAGAUGGAGCGGUAGGGAAGACAAGUCUUGUUGUGAGCUACACUUUAAAUAGCUAUACUUCAGAAUACGUACCUACGGCUUUCGAUAACUAUUCUGCUGUAGUCACUGUAGACAAUCUACCAGUUCGUCUCCAACUCUGUGAUACUGCUGGACAAGAUGACUUUAAUUCUCUUCGACCACUGUGCUACCCUCAUACCCAGGUGUUUCUGCUGUGCUUCAGUGUAAUGAGACCUACUUCCUUUUUCAACCUCAGAGAUCGUUGGCUUCCAGAAAUUCGUCAUUUCUCUCCUCAAGCUACGGUGAUCUUGGUGGGUACCCAAUGCGAUCUUCGUUUCAAUGUAAAGACCCUACUGGAACUUGCCCAGUACGGAGAACAACCAGUACCAGUACACGAAGCCCGGCAACUUGCACAGCGUACUGGCGCCCUUGCUUACUUGGAGUGUUCCGCACUGACUAAAGAAAAUGUCAAAGAAGUGUUUGAUACAGCCAUUCUCGCGGGUCUGCGAAAUAAUAGACAAGAUAUAGUGCACUGCCCCCGAGCCAAGAGUAUGAAGACCUGGCAGACACCGGAAAAGGGAUCUCCUCUAAAAAUCGCCAUCGUUUCAAGUUCGAGCUAUAGAAAAAGUAACAAAAAAUGGUGGAACAAACUAUGUUGCUUUGCUUCUUCCGAAUGAAAACUUUUUAUUGGUGUUGUUUUUCAGGAAUAAGUUGUAUAUUCUACUAGAACAAAUUCUGGUGUACGGUAGACCAAAAACUGGAGUUCUGUUCCAUGGGGCACCUCUACGAAACAAUGAAAUUGUACAUGAAAUGAAGUAACAUUUCUUUAUAACGGAGGUUAUAUAUUGUAAAUACUUGCACUCAAACAUGAUGUAAAACAUAUUUCUAUUUUUCUUCAAUUAUAACAAGCAUCGCUAAACUCGCCUGUAUGAUUACUAAAUCUUGAGUUCUAUUUCAGUUUUUGUUCUGUAAUAUACACCUGUACAAUCCGGUGAGUCGCUGCAUUUCAUAUGCCACAGAUAUUAUAUUAGUUCAAAGCACUUGGUGUUGGUAUCAGUGUUUCUGAAAUACAAAAUUUUCAUAGGUUAUCUGUAACUUCAUCUCGUAAACAUGGGUUUAAAUUGUGUUUUGUUUAUCGUAAAGAUACAGAAAUUAUUGUAUAUAUUGCAACAUUCAGUUUUACUGAUCUUUACUGUUUGUUUCAUUUUUGAUGGUUUAAUGUUACAAUAUUAAAGACAAUCAACCAAGAAGAAAACAUAUCACUUCUCUUACUUUGGUAUCUAACAUGUUUUAGUGUUGGAAGUGUUUGUGAAUAGGCAUUUUUUUCGUUUGGUAUCUAACAUGUUUUAGUGUUAGAAGUGUUGUGAAUAGGUAUUUUUUGUUUGUUUGUUUUCAUUUAUUUCUUAAAAUGAGAGCUUUGUAAAUGUAAAUAUAAUCGUUAGUUGACAAUCAAUAAGUUUCUCAAUGAAAUAUGUAGGAAUAUUUUUUCAGUGUAUCUCGUGCAGUUUAUCAUAUUUAUAGAAAUAAUCUAAACAAACCUAUAUAAAAGAAUUCGUGUGAUACCGCAUGUUAAUUUCAUUGUUCUGUAUUUUUUCUUCCCAGGACAUACAAAAAGGUAAAUUUUAUAAUCCUGUGUAUGU
Molecule: messenger RNA, 1943 nt
Organism: Limulus polyphemus (Atlantic horseshoe crab)
Lineage: Eukaryota; Metazoa; Arthropoda; Merostomata; Xiphosura; Limulidae
Product: cell division control protein 42 homolog
Exons: 3
Coding region: 213-980 (255 amino acids)
Biological process (GO): small GTPase-mediated signal transduction
Molecular function (GO): GTP binding; GTPase activity
Source: RefSeq, a predicted model, not a curated record